This is a messenger RNA of Paraphaeosphaeria sporulosa, 3120 nucleotides long. Its product is annotated as alpha/beta-hydrolase. The coding region runs from base 120 to 3011 and encodes 963 amino acids. Gene Ontology annotation, molecular function: hydrolase activity. The record is from RefSeq and is a predicted model, not a curated record. NCBI's taxonomy places the organism in Eukaryota, Fungi, Ascomycota, Dothideomycetes, Pleosporales, Didymosphaeriaceae. The transcript has 2 exons.
ACAUCUUACGCUCCCCUGAGACACCUCACGGAGGAACAGGUUUCGCCAUGUUCCCCACAUCCUCUUGCCACACGCAUUCUUCCUAACAUUCCCUACCUUUGAGUCCCUGGGUUGCGCGCAUGCCCAUCAACACCAUCACCGUGGGCGCCGCGGUCGCGCCCACCAUUAUCGAAACGUACAUCUCGCACUACCUCAACCGCCGCCCGCUCAAGCAGAAGCCGACCGCGCACAUCUCGUACCACGAAGGCCUCGAACUCAUAAGAAGGUUCCUGCACUACUCGUCCUUCCACGCCGUCGAGGAAAUCCAGGCCUUUACCUCGCAAUGGGUGCCCGUGCCCGUGUGGGUCCACGUCGAACAGCUCGUGAUCCCCCACGCGCAGUUGAAGCUCUCAGCCGAUCACGUGCGCGCGCAUCUCGGUCCUGAUGGCAUCAAGGCCAUCGGUGGUAAUACCUGGUGGCAAUGGCGCAGGGAAGGCAGCGAGGCGCUCAAGGCCGAGUGGAUCGAGAUGCGCAAGGACAUGGAGGAGCGCAAGAAGUCGCCCAAUGUCAAGGGUCAGCGCGUCAUGCUGUACGUGCACGGCGGGGCGUACUACUUUGGCAGCGUGGACGAACACCGAUACCAAAUGCAGCGGCAUGCUCGCAAGCUCAAGGCCAGGGUGCUCGCGCCGAGGUAUAGGCUCGCGCCGCAGUUCCCGUUUCCCUGUGGUCUGAUGGACUGCUUAGCGGCUUACCUGUGGCUGCUGGAGGAGAAGCACGACCCGUCUACUAUCAUUUUAGCUGGCGACUCUGCUGGUGGCGGCAUGGUGCUGACAAUGCUAGUGGUGAUGCGCGACCAAGGCAUUCCUCUGCCUGCUGGUGCGAUAUUGUUGUCUCCGUGGGUGGACCUUACACACAGCUUUCCCAGCCUAGCUGGAGAUGGCAAGCUGGACUAUAUUCCUCCACACGGCUUCGUUCACAAGCCUAGCGUAAGCUGGCCGCCUCCGAACGCCGACGACCUACUGGCCUACGAGGGCAACAAGCCAAUCGACGAGAAAGCCAAACCAGACACUGCAGCCACAAAAGAAGAAAAGAAGGAAGAGAAAUCAGCGCAGAAAGAGGAGAAGCAGGAUCGCGUGCGAGGCUUCUCGCUCACCAAUGCCGAAAAACCUGACCUUGGAACCCUCUCGAACGCGCCGAUAUCCGAUGAGAGUAAUGGAGCUGGAACAGAAACUUGGAUAUCUCAUGACGGCAAAUAUAGUAUAGGACCCAAGUCGAUGCUUUCUCUCCAACUCGACGGGAAGCUCAUCGAGAUCAAGGACCAGAUCCAGCUCUAUGCGCCCAACCACAUGCUCACUCAUCCGCUAGUCUCUCCCGCUCUGCAGCCUUCCUUGGGUGGGCUUCCUCCGCUUCUGAUACAAGUCGGUGGAGGAGAACUCCUCAGAGACGAACAGAUCUACAUCGCUCACAAGGCCGCCCAGCCGCUUGCUUACCUACCUCCGCCAUCGAAUCAUCAGACAGCCCAAGCCAUUUCGGAACAGGCAGCUCGGUACAGGCCUACAAACGUACAGCUUCAGGUUUGGGAUGAUCUGUGCCAUGUUGCGCCGACGCUUAGUUUCACUCGGCCAGCAAAGCACAUGUACCGCGGCGUAGCGCAGUUCGGUGCCUGGGCCCUCGCCCGUGCGCAGAAGACCUCGAUCGAUAUCAUGGACGAUGACAAUAUCUCCAUCGUUAGCAGCGACUCGGGAUCUACUUCAUCCGACAGCCAGCUCGGCGCAGAAGACAUCAAGCUUAGCAUGCCGCAAAGCGCCCAGCACGUCGGCUUCGAAAGCGUGUCCACCAAGAAAGAGCAGGGCGCUGUGGUUGGCAGAGCGGGUGACCCUAUCCCUCCGUUCGAAAACCACAUGAUCCGCCAACGGGUCGACCGCCACGGGCGCAUCUAUCCGCUUCCUCCGCCACAGGAAUUGGAGGCCCUCAACAUGCCGAGUAGCGACGUAGGCGUUCCGAAGAAGGGUCCAGUUAACAAGUGGAUGAAGGCGCAGCAGCAGUGGAACGGCAAGUUUGCAAAGCAGAAGCUCAAGAUACAACGAAAGCGAAUGCGGGACAUGGAGAAGGGAUACGAAGGGUUUGAUGGUGAGACGCCGCCUCCGACCGCGCUGGCAGGACGAAUAGUGAAGGGUAUGAAAAAGGAAAAGAAGGCAAAGAAGAGCUGGGGUAUGGCGAUGUGGAGUUUUUGGGGAAGCAAGCACGAUGAAGCCACCAUCGGCCGCGAAGAACAAGCCAACCAGUCCUCCGAAGCAGACCCCCAACAAUCCACCGCUGCUGGAGCCUCCACAACAGACGGCCCAUCCAACACCAAUCCCCCUCCCCCACCCUCACCCCGCGCAUCCCGCCGCAGCAAAUCCAAACACCUCGCCCCAGCCUCCGCGCCUUCCACGCGCUCGCGCUCCCGCUCGCGCCACUCCACCGUCACAGACCGCGGCCAAAUCACCGCCUCCACAGACGAACUCGCGCAGCUCGCGCCACCGCCCACGCUCGCUCACGUCACCGUCCUCGCCCCCGAGCGCGACGGCAGCAACGGCGCGCCCACACCGACGCUUGUAUUGUCAGAUGGUAGCAAUGGACAAGAGCGCCCGCAGAGCCCGCCGACGCUGAUCCCCGCGACGGAUACGCUGAGUACGCGGCCGACGAGAGGCGGGGUUGCGUAUCCGUUCACGCUGAGGGUGGGUGAUGAUGCGGGCGGGGACGCGAAUGCGAGUAUGCUCACGUUGCAGAGUGUGAAUUUGGGGAGUCCGGGGUUGGAAGAGGAGACGAAAGAACUUGUGGCCAUUGGAGGAGAGCCAGAGCUAGAGCAAAGUGUAGAGCGGCCGGGCGUGGAGCGGUUCGUAACUGCUGCGGAUAUCGGCGCGCUGGGUGGUGUAGAGAACGAGAAGGAAGAAGAGAAUGAGGGCACAGAAAGACCAGGUGUAGAGCGCUUCGAGACCGCGCGGGAGGAUCUGAGCACGCUGGCUGCUGGGGUGAACGGGAAGGCGUAGAUGCGAUUGAUUGGAGUCGCUUACUCUGCGUAUACCACUUCCUGUUCUUCCAGUCGCCAUACCCCAUAUAUACCCUUCUUAAACAUAAAGCAACAAUAAAUACUAUAAC